Molecule: messenger RNA, 429 nt
Organism: Funneliformis caledonium
Lineage: Eukaryota; Fungi; Glomeromycota; Glomeromycetes; Glomerales; Glomeraceae
Source: the annotation of a GenBank genome assembly
AUGAGUACCAAAACUAAUAUACCAGGAGGCUAUGGUCUUUGUCCCGCAUGUGGUGGAAAAAAAACAUCUGAAAAUUGGUGCCCGCCAUGCCAUGCGCGACUGCUUCUUGACGAAUGUUCAGGAUUGACGAGUGGUGAUAAGAACUUGGAUGAGUUUAUCAGAAAAACUAUUACCGAUGCACGACAGAAAAAAUCUGAUAUUUAUCAUCAAUUUGCAAAAGCUGACGAAAUAGCAGCAACUAGGGAUCGGGCAAUCCAAAAACAUAGCCCUGAAGCCAUUUAUACAAGUAGACUUAUUCACUAUGUCACCAAGAAACAGGAUACUUGUAAUGAUACCAAGCAGCAGGAUCUCUAUAUUAAUACCAGCUUACAGAAUCUCUGUAAUGAUACUAGGCAACAGGAUCUCUAUUUAAAUGACAUGACCGAAUAA